ACAUUAGAAGCCUUCCGGGCGGAAACAUCCCAUGGAAAGCUGCACGCCGGAGAGGUCGCAGUAAAAACACAGAUGGAAGUGAACGAAUAACCACACUGAAUUCUAUUUAUAAAGUUAUUUUUAGGUGUGAGAAGAGGUUUCCCGACAUGCUGCUGUGCCGUAUUUCUGCUUUAGCGAGGCGGGGGCUGGGUGUACGCAGAGUCGCCGCGGUCCGGCCCGCACUCUCCUUCAGUUCCGCCGGGGACGCAGCGGCCGCUGCCGGGGCAGGAGCUCAAAGCCCGGGGGGAGAGUACCGACAGACCGUGCUGCUGCCCCGCACAGACUUCCCCAUGAAGCUCAGCGGGCAGAAACUGCUGGAUCUUGAGCUGCAGAUACAGCGGGAGAGCGGUUUCGACAAGCUGUACACGUGGCAGAGAGAAAGAAAAGCUAAGAAGGAGUUUUGCCUCCAUGACGGCCCCCCCUACGCUAACGGAGACGCCCACGUGGGCCACGCCCUCAACAAGAUCCUGAAAGAUGUCCACAAUCGGUUUGAGAUGCUCCGGGGCAGGAAAGUGAACUACGUCCCCGGCUGGGACUGCCACGGACUUCCCAUAGAGCUCAAAGCCCUGGGCGAGCUUAACACCACACACCUGAGUCCUCUCCAGAUCAGACAGAAAGCUCGGGAGUUUGCUGAAUCUGCGAUCACCAGGCAGCGCGCAGCGUUCCAGCGCUGGGGCGUCAUGGCCGACUGGAAGAACUGCUACUACACGUUUAACGGGGCGUACGAGGCGGCACAGCUCCGUGUCUUCCAGGACAUGCACAGCAAGGGUUUGAUUUAUCAGGACUAUAAACCCGUCUUCUGGUCUCCGUCAUCCAGGACAGCAUUAGCAGAAGCAGAGCUGGAGUAUAACCCCGAGCAUGUGAGCACUGCAGUGUACGCCACCUUCCCUCUGAACACACUCCCACCUAAACUAGCGAGCAGUGCAGGGGAGUUGGGUAAAGUGUGUGUGCUGGUGUGGACGACACAACCAUGGACGAUUCCCGCCAACCAGGCAGUGUGUUACAUGCCGAAGGCACAGUACUCUUUAGUGAAGAGAAGCGAUAAUGAGCAGCUCCUCCUGGUGGCAACUGAGCGCAUUGCAAACCUCAGCACUACACUGAGCACCGAGCUCCAAACCCUGGCCACAUUCACAGGCUCAGAUCUGGAGGGCGGUGUCUGCCAGCACCCCACAGUUCCUGGUAAGGAGGUCCCCCUGUUGCCAGCCAAUCAUGUGACCAUGGCUAAAGGAACCGGACUGGUCCACACGGCUCCGGCUCACGGCAUGGAGGACUACAGCGUUGCCACUCACUUCAACCUGCCGGUGGAGUGCAUGGUGGAUGAGGAGGGCAGGUUUACCGAGGUGGCGGGGGCUGAGCUACAGGGGCAGAUUGUGCUGGAGGACGGAAACACUUCAGUGAUGUCGAUGCUGCGUGCUGCUGGAGCGUUGGUGAAGGAGGAGCAGUGUGUACACAGUUACCCGUACGACUGGCGCACUAAGAAGCCGGUGGUGAUCCGAGCCAGCAAGCAGUGGUUCAUAAACACAGCGAACCUGAAAGAUGUGGCUAAGGAGGCGCUGCAGAAGGUGCGCGUGAUGCCCGAGUCGGCCAGGGCGAGUCUCUUGGCCAUGCUGGACAGACGGACGUACUGGUGUAUCUCACGUCAGAGAAGCUGGGGCGUCCCGAUUCCCGUCUUCUACCACAAACAGACCGGGGAACCUCUCCUCAACAAGCACACAGUGGCUCAUGUAGCUAAAGUGUUUGCAGAGAAGGGAAGUGACAGCUGGUGGGCGGAGCCUCUGGAAACCCUACUUCCUCCUGAUGUUCUGAAGAAGAGUAAAGCUGGAGUCGUGACAGAUUAUGUGCGUGGUGAGGACGUGUUGGACAUCUGGUUUGACAGUGGGACGUCCUGGGCUGCUGUGCUUCAGGCCGGUGAGGAAGACAGUGAUAAAGCCAAGCGCGGCUGGUUAAGCAAACAAGAGGCCGACCCGAGAGCAGAUGUGUACGUGGAAGGGAAGGAUCAGAUCGGCGGCUGGUUCCAGUCAUCUCUGCUGACGAGUGUGGCUGUGCGCAACAAAGCACCUUAUAAGGCGUUGGUCGUCCAUGGUUUCGUGCUCAGUGAGAAGGGAGAGAAGAUGUCCAAAUCCCUGGGCAACGUCGUCGACCCCGAUGUUGUUGUUAACGGAGGAAAAGAUUUAUCUGUUUCUCCUCCGUAUGGUGCAGACGUGUUGAGGUGGUGGGUCGCAGAGUCCAACGUUUUCUCCGAGGUCCAGAUUGGACCCAAAGCUCUGAACGCAGCCAGGGAGAACAUCAACAAGCUGAGGAACACUCUGAGGUUCCUGCUGGGGAACCUGCACGGUUUUGACCCUCGCACUCAUGCUGUUGACUCCAAAGACAUGCACUACAUCGACCAGUACUUACUGCACCUGCUCCGAGAGUACAGCAUGAAGGUAACCGACGCCUACAACGAGUUUGAUUGCGGCCGAGUGAUUCGCCUCCUGCAGGCCUUCAUCACUCGAGACCUGAGCAGCUUCUACUUCAGCAUCAUUAAAGACAGGCUGUACUGCGAUGCGGAGAACUCACUAGGCAGGAGGUCGUGUCAGACGGUUCUUGAGGAGAUUUUAGACGGGGUGACGCGCUCCAUCGCUCCGAUCCUGCCUCACCUGGCUGAGGAGGUGUACCAGCAUGCACCAGGGCACGACGCAGUAGGCGAGACUCUGUUCCAGAGCGGCUGGAUUAAAAGCAGCUCGGUGUGGAGGAAACCUGGAUUGGAGGAGGCUGUCGAGGGGGCGUGUGCCAUUAGAGACUCCUUCCUGUCGUCCAUCCCAGGAUGCAACGCAGCAGAGUACGACCUGACCAUCGCCAUCGAGCCCGGCCUCCUCUUUGAGCUCAUGGAGUCCCUGCAGGAGGAACCGACUUCAAUGUGUUCGCAGCUGACGGAGCUGAUGAUGGCGUCGCGCACCACACUGAUUGGCUCUUUGCCACGGGACCUGCCCUCUGACGCAGUCAUCAGCAAGGGGAGCUUUCUCAUUAACCUGGAGGGUGGAGUUAUCCGCGAAGAAAGCGCUUACUCUGUAGCCGCGGUUCCCAUCUCUUUGUCCCGCUGCCCUCGUUGUCGUCGCUACACCUCGGACACACCCGACUGCCUGUGCUCGCGCUGCCAAACUGUCAUCGGUGACGCCUAAUAGAACUAUCGAUAGUUGCACUUUUCCUGGCUCCGCCCAUUCCGGCCAGGAAGCCAAAGGAUACUCCUUACCCAUAAUUCCUGUUGCUGUACCGAAUAAAUGCAAGCGAUAUGUUAAAGAAGCACUUGGUAAUGGUAGCGCUCUCUGGAUCCUGGGAGGGAAAUUACACCUAUAAUACCAACCGAUGAUGACCACGCCCACUUUAGUGGCGGUGGAGCUAGGUUUUAAGUUGCAAAUCAGGGCCCAUAUAUACUAAGUAUCUCGAAACCACGCUCAAAGUUAAUUUAGGACUAAAAAUGUUCUUUUGCCCGCAUAGUAGUGUAUAUUUAGUAGUGUUAUUUCCUACUCUGAGACGCUUAGUAAAUACGGGCCCAGAGCUGUUCAUUUCCCUGAAAAUGUAAGGAGGAUCAGUUUCACAGACCUUAUGUGUUUAUUUAUGUUUGCUCAUUCCUGUAGGUAUACAUGUAUAUACGAGAGGCAGAAUGAGAAUGUGGGAGCCUGCAGUAAAAAAUAAAAAUGAAGGGCAAAUUUUUUACUUGCAUUGUUGCAUAGAUUGAAAAGACUCUAAACUAAACUGUUGCACUGUUUACCUGUAAAUGAUAAACUGCUUUGUACUGAAUGAUUGCGUUUUCUUGUACACUUAAAUUUAAAACGAUUUUGUAAAUGUAUGACAUCUGCAUCUCGGAAAAAGACCAUAAACCAUGCCUAUUCCAAUAAACCACACCCACUUGA
Messenger RNA from Clarias gariepinus (North African catfish), 3932 nucleotides. It is a transcript of the gene iars2, whose product is annotated as isoleucyl-tRNA synthetase 2, mitochondrial. Gene Ontology annotation, biological process: isoleucyl-tRNA aminoacylation. Gene Ontology annotation, cellular component: cytosol. The transcript has 24 exons. Lineage: Eukaryota; Metazoa; Chordata; Actinopteri; Siluriformes; Clariidae. Bases 147 to 3200 code for a protein of 1017 amino acids. Gene Ontology annotation, molecular function: aminoacyl-tRNA deacylase activity; tRNA binding; isoleucine-tRNA ligase activity. The record is from RefSeq and is a predicted model, not a curated record.